GUUAGAAAAAAGAAGAAAUCUUUUCUUAAAAAAAAAAACCGAGGUCUCAGCACUUUUCGUUCAGGAAAGUGGGAAGGAAGGACACACGAAAACAAAGGAGCACAAGAGUUUUAAAGUUUAAAUAGGCAGGUCUGGGCGCCUGAAGUAGUUCUUGCAUUUGAGUUUUAACCCUCUGAGGAUCUGAAGCACUUGUUUUACUUUCUUCACGGCUGACUAGUAAGGUAGCAGCCAGUGAAGAUGGGGGACUGGAGCGCUUUAGGAAGGCUUCUUGACAAAGUCCAAGCCUAUUCUACAGCAGGAGGGAAGGUGUGGCUGUCUGUCCUUUUCAUUUUCAGGAUCUUGCUACUAGGAACAGCAGUGGAGUCUGCCUGGGGAGAUGAGCAAUCAGCGUUCAGAUGCAACACCCAGCAGCCUGGUUGUGAAAAUGUUUGCUAUGACAAAUCCUUUCCAAUCUCUCAUGUGCGGUUCUGGGUUCUGCAGUUUAUUUUUGUGUCUGUGCCAACCCUCCUGUACUUGGCACAUGUGUUCUAUGUGAUGAGGAAAGAAGAAAAACUUAACAGGAAGGAAGAAGAGCUUAAGCUUGUCCAAAGUGAGGGUGUUAAUGUAGAUAUGCACCUCAAACAAAUAGAAAUUAAGAAAUUCAAGUAUGGAAUUGAAGUACAUGGCAAGGUUAAAAUGCGAGGAGGACUGCUCCGCACCUACAUCAUUAGCAUCAUCUUCAAAUCUAUAUUUGAGGUGGCUUUCUUGCUCAUACAGUGGUACAUCUAUGGGUUUACCCUGCAAGCCAUUUAUACUUGUGAACGAGUGCCAUGCCCGCACAAGGUGGAUUGCUUCCUCUCCCGUCCCACAGAGAAAACAAUCUUCAUUAUCUUCAUGCUGGUGGUGUCUUUAGUCUCGCUUUCCUUGAACAUCAUUGAAAUUUUUUAUGUCACCUUCAAGAGCGUUAAGGAUCGCAUGAAGACAAAAAAUGAUCCUUUUUCUCCUAACAGUGGGUUGAGUCCCUCUAAGGAAUGUGGAUCCCCCAAAUAUGCCUAUUUCAAUGGUUGCUCCUCUCCAACGGCCCCUUUAUCACCCAUGUCUCCACCAGGAUAUAAACUUGUUACUGGAGACAGGAACAAUUCCUCUUCUUGUCGUAACUACAACAAGCAAGCCAGUGAACAAAACUGGGCAAAUUACAGUGCUGAGCAGAACAGGAUUGGACAGGCUGGGAGCACCAUCUCCAACUCGCAUGCUCAGCCAUUUGAAUUUGCCGAUGAUCCUCAGAACAGUAAAAAAAUGGGUUCUGGGCAUGAGCUACAACCUCUCACUGUUGUUGACCAAAGGCCUCCAAGCAGAGCCAGUAGUCGAGCAAGCAGCAGACCUCGACCUGAUGAUCUGGAGAUCUAACCCUUUGUAGCCACAGUACUUAUCACAACUAUGAAAUGCAUUAGAAGAUGCACAUACAGUUUUCAUGCAGUUCCAUUGGAGGUGGUACUUCAACAGUCUCAGUGAUGAGAUCUUAACAAACACAAAAACUUGGGGAAUUUUUUUAAAGUGGGAAGCUUUGGUAGUGUGGGGAAGUACAUCACAUUUUGGUAUUUAAAGUAGCUGAUUUUAAAAAAUGUAAAUGCUAAUUUUUUUAAAAAAAACUUAAUCAACACUACAUUAGGGGGAUUUGGGUUUAUUAUUUGCUUUAGAAAGAUUAUAAAUGAGUGGGUAUGUAUGGGUUUAUAAUAUGCUGAUUUUUCUAAAGAAAUUUGGGGUUUUUUUUUAUUAUACUAAAACCAAAAGUUAAACUGAUUUUUUUAAUCACGAUGCAAUGGUAUUCUUUCACAAAAAAUGACAGUCUUACAUUAGAUUCUGAUCAUUUUCCUAUUAGAACAUUCCAUUAUUAAAAUUUGCACUUUGAAGGAAAACUUCCUGGUAUGGCCUGGUCAGUGUCUAUACAAUUAUGCAAGUCUGUUUCCUUGGAAUCAGUCAACUACAUUUCAGACAAGGGCCCAUCGCAACAUUCUUUGGCCAUGUUCUUCUUAUGAUUGAACAGAUCUAGUUUGGGGUGCAGGGUGGAGUUCUUGGUCUUGUGCCAUUCUCUUGCACCUCAACAUCCUGUUCAUCCCACACAGCCUUCAAUGAUGGCUAGGAAACAGUGUCAGGUAGGGUGUGGACAAUCAAGUCAUUUCAUUGAAUGCUAUCACCUAGACUGUUUAUCUGUCCACAUUUAAUUCCCAUUAUUAUCAGCGGGAUUUGAGCAGUGUGGUUGGAAUUAUAGUCACUGGGUGCAAUUCAGGAUCAUUAAAUUUGGUAGGAAUUUCAACUUCAGUGGUUCAUGGAUUACUUACUCCUAGAGCCCCUUGUGCAUUGGGAUGCAUGCACAGAGCUUGGUCCAUAUAAUUUACUUCAGUACUUCAAAAAGGGUAGAGCUUUGCCUCCACAGGAGUAUUGAAGUGAAUGAAGCACCCACUGUGUAGAACGAACAUUGUGCUUAAACUUGGAUGCCGAUAUCUAUGGCACAUUAUUAGAUGAGGCCAAGUGUAUGGAUUUGUGUGUUACUUUAAGGGGCAGAUAUACAAUGAGUGGAGAAGAUAUUCAUGAAUAGUUUAAUGCUCACAUAAAUAUGCUCACAAAUAAUUAUGCAUUUAUGCGUCAUCAUGAUGUUUACAUUAAAUGAUUCCAGUAAAUAUACCUGAUGCCCAUUUUAACAAUUGAGACCACACUUUUUGUAUGUUCUAUAGCAGAUGCUGUACAUUUCUUAAUAUGAAUACCAUUAUAAGAUCCUGAAAAUUUUGAAAAAAAUUCCUAUCAAUUAAACAAAAAACCCUAGUAUUGCUUGAUUAAGAUUUGUGAGAAAAAUCACAUUCUUUGGCAUUUAUGAAUAAUUUUCUUUCAUAAAAUUAAGAAGCAGGGAAUCUACUAAGUUCCCUAGUCUAUUUCUCUGACUUGUAAUAACUUAUGCUUGAAUAACAUAAAUUGUAGUACUGUGUGUGGGGGGGGGGGGUGUUGAUGUUAGCCUGCCAAUAAUGUGAGAGACGGGGUAAAUUUACACAAUCAUGUUUAUCCAGUAGUGAUUGCAGUUAUCACAUGGUUGCUCAAGGGUAUCAAAUGACUAUUGUGGAUUAUAGAUCAUAGACGGAGAAGCGGGGAAAAGGCCUUUGAUAAGUGCAUUCUCAGAGGAUUGUGUGAAUAGAACCUUAGAACAACUGCUUUGAGCUGUACUAAUAAUACAUGUUUAUGUCAGUUUUACAGUAGCAAGCACUUCUUAAGAGUUGUUCACAUACAAGUCAGUACAACUGAAACAUGAUGGUUUAAUUCAGUUUUGAUAUUUCAUUCCCUCUCAUUGACAGUUUUGAUAUUUGCACAUUAAUUUUUUGGGGAAGUGCAAGUGAGAACAAAUCUAAUUUAUUUGAAAAAUAUGCUAAGGAAAUAUACUUUUGUUGUUGUUCAACCUCUCUGCCUUUUGCUUCAACACAGUUCAACCAACACAACAGCCUGGCUUCAUUUUACAGCAACACAGAUUUAUGGGUUUCUAUAUUAUGUUAUACCAAGUCAUGUGACAUUCCAUGUUAAAACCAUGUCAGGUUCAUUGAUUGCUUGUAUACUGCCAUAGUCCAUCGGAUUACUUUGUCUGGAGAACCAACUUUAGUCAAUAAAGUUUUAAUUUAG
Molecule: messenger RNA, 3639 nt
Organism: Eublepharis macularius
Lineage: Eukaryota; Metazoa; Chordata; Lepidosauria; Squamata; Eublepharidae
Gene: GJA1
Product: gap junction protein alpha 1
Exons: 2
Coding region: 238-1386 (382 amino acids)
Biological process (GO): heart development; cell-cell signaling
Cellular component (GO): connexin complex
Molecular function (GO): transmembrane transporter activity
Source: RefSeq, a predicted model, not a curated record